Messenger RNA from Vitrella brassicaformis, 1297 nucleotides. NCBI's taxonomy places the organism in Eukaryota, Vitrellaceae. The record is from the annotation of a GenBank genome assembly.
GGAGUUGUCUCAGCUUUUUUCGGACUGCUGUCGACGGCAACACACUCGUCUGCUUGGUUCCUGGCGUCGAAGGCAGCUUCCUUUCGCUUCUCCUGACAACCUUUCACAUCUGAGGUUCUGGCCGCCUCCCUUGCUUGCUUGUGAGCGUCCGUCCGCGGAGAUGAACCCGCUUCACCGGUUCCUCUCGCGGGCCUCGAUGCAGGUCCUCGAGCACCACAUCAAGGAGUGGCUUGUGGUAUGUUAAGCAGACGACUCGGAGGGGGUGUCUACCUGCCUGCCUGUCUUCUCUUCCCGUGUCGAUGAGAGAGAUGAGCAGACGUGUGUUGUGCUGUCUGUGUGAUUUGGUUGGUGGUCAGAACAACCCGGCGUUUCAGCGGUUUGCCGUGACGACGUCAAGGCAAGCCGAUGAGAUGAUCAGGAAAGCGGCAGAGAUGUCGGCGCAGCAGAUGAAGGUACGCCGCUCAAGCAAGCACACACGCGCCCCCUCACACACACACACAAAUCAGUCCUCCGUGUCGGUCUGUCUGUCUGUGUUGUGUUUGUACGUCCGUGUGGUGUGUGUCAGAACAACCCUCACUGGCAGAACAUGCAUCACAACCAGAACAUGUCCCCCUUUUCCCGCCCGUCGUUCGCCCCGCCCUCCAUGAACCCCAACCAGAAUAAUGUCAUGUCGAUGAUCUCACAGCUCUUCAACACACAGCAACCAAGGCGGUAGACGGACAGACCAAUCCCACCGCUGCGAUGGAGUGUUUUGGCUGACGACCGUUGGUUGGGCUGAGUGAGUGAGUGAGUGAGUGGGCGGUUUGUACAGAGCCGUGUUGUGUGUAUCUCUCUGUGUGUAAGCAUGUGCACGUGAGCGAGAGAGAGAGAGAGAGAGAAUCACAGCUGUGACGUGUUGUACCAUGCCAUGAUGGCCAUUGUGUGCUGGGCGGGCCGGCGGGGUGGGUACGGUGUGGUGUGGUGGUAACGAACCACUCGAAGAGUGACUGACCGACUGGGCAGAGGGGUGGGCGAGUGAGCGACGCCCUUCCGCCACUCGCUCGCUGCUGCGAGUCGCAGCCGCCGUCCGUUUUGUUCCUGCAUGCUGCGAUGGACCGUCUUGUGCACAGGCAGACACAGCACCCCGUCUGUGUGCCCGUCUGUGUGCCUGUCUGUCUGUCUGUCUGUCUGUUUGUCGAGAGAAGCCGGAGCGCAGUGUUCUGACUGGCUGGUUGGUUGGUGGUGCAUUUGACGCAUGGCAGAGAAAGAACCCAGACUGACUGAUUCGCGCCGCUGUGUUCCUCAAGUUGUUUGACGC